AUGUCUGCCCCGUCUGUGGUCUCCUCCGUUGAGGCGUAUGCCAAGGCGCUGCUGCACUGCCAGAAGUACCCCACCCAGGCGGUCUCUGGGUUCCUGGUCGGGAAGCGCCUGACGGAGAGCGGCACCAGCAAUAGUGUGUUUGUUGCGGACGCUGUGCCGCUGUUUCACACCAUCAUGAUGACCCACCCACACCCCAUGCUCAGCGUCGCCUACGCCCAGGUGUCCAGCUACGCCCGCACAAGGGGACUCGUGCUCCUGGGCUACUACGUCGCAAACGAGCGCGCCGGCGACAGCAGCAUCUCACCCCUCACAGAAAAGGUGCUUUGCAUGCUGCAGGACAAAACAUCCACUGGUCAUAACCCUCUUCUCUGGACCAUCGUUAGUGCGAACCGCAUAGAAGGGGCGGGGGUGCGGCUUUCCUACUACACGGGUGAAAACACCUACCUUACCGCGCCGGAGCUGACCUUCGGGCGGUGGAACUCGGACACGCUCUCCUGCGAGGCGACCGCGAGCAGAACGGAGGCGGUGGAGGUAUUUGAAAACGCCGUGGACGCGUUAAAGCAGUUUCAGAUUGUGGACUUUGAGGACCACUUGGAGCGGGUGCAGCUUGACUACCUUGAGCAGGUCGUCCAGGUGUAG
Trypanosoma rangeli is the source of this 639-nucleotide messenger RNA. RefSeq lists its product as uncharacterized. The coding region runs from base 1 to 639 and encodes 212 amino acids. Gene Ontology annotation, cellular component: EMC complex. The record is from RefSeq and is a predicted model, not a curated record. Lineage: Eukaryota; Euglenozoa; Kinetoplastea; Trypanosomatida; Trypanosomatidae. The transcript has a single exon.